CUGCUUAGCUUCUGAGAGCUGACAAGGUCAGGCUAGCGUGUGGCUCUAUUUCAGAAGGUCCCAUUCUGAGAAGAUAAGAGUCACUGGAAAAGGCAGUCAUGCUAUCAAAAGCUGAAGGCAGGAGGACAAGAGGAAGACCCAACAUGGGAUGGAUUGACUCAACCAAGGAAGUCACAUAGCCCACAGUUAGCAAGACCUGAACAAGACUGUUAAUGAUAGGAUGUUUUGGAAGCAGUUGAUUCAUACAGUCGCCGGGCACUGAACACACACAUUUAACAAGGGGCCAGAGGGUUACAUCAGUGGCCAACACUGGUCUGGAUCGUAUCAGUGGUCCAUCCUUCUCAGAGGGAAGGGAGCAAUUCUUACAAUUUUUUAAGAAAGUAGAGAGGAAGUUCUGUAGGCACAACUGUCUUGGACAAGGAGUAGACCAUGCUGAACAUCCCUUUCAGGGUCAAGGUGGUCCAUGUGGUACUUGAUGUUUUUGGGAUGAGGCCAAUUAUCACACUAUCCAUUCCAGGCCCUGGUUGGGGCCAGAAACUGCCUGAUGGAUGCAAUGAAGGUAACCCUGAUAUUUCUUCUGGACCUCUUAGCCUUUGACAAGAACAUAAGAUUGGCCACACCAGACCCGACCAAUGGUCCAUCUAGUCCAUUCAUGAUUCUACCUGUGGUCGGACAGAUGUCGCAAGGAAGCCUACAAACAGGACCCCCUGACAGCAUCCCCCACCCCAUAAUCUGCCUGAAAAUGUUAACUAUCCAUCUGAGAUGGGUGAGGGGCAGGCCUUCCAUUGGGCUUUGCUCCUGUCUCCUAGAUGUUUGCCAGAAGGUGGUACCAGAGGACACUGUCCUGUCUCCUAGAUAUUUCCCAGAAGGUGGUACCAGAGGACACUGUCAUUCCUCAACCACCUCCACCCCUUGCUGUUAACACCUACAAGAAGCUGCUUGGAGAGGUGCUUGAAAACUGCCUCCACUACAACUGCUUCCAAGGACCUGCUGAACUGUCCAUGUCCUGCUUCCCAGACUUGCCCUGAUUGCAACCUGGCAGCUGCGGUGUUGCCCUGCUUCGAAGGAUAUAAAAUGUACCAGAGCUUAGCUCUUGCCCCUAACCCCGGCCAGUCGGCAUACUCCCAUGACUCGAGCAACUUCCUGCAUUCGCCACCCAGCCCGGCUGUCUACGUGCCCACUAGCCGGGUCCCCUCCAUGCUGCAGAGCCUGCCUUACCUGCAGAGUUGUGAACCGGCCCACCAGAGCCAUCCCCUGAGCGGCCACACGGGGUGGGCACAGGCAGCCGGCGCUGAUGCAUCCCACUUCAAUGCCAGCAGCCCUCACCCACCGUCGGGCUUCCCCUACUCGCACAGUCCCCCGGGCGGUGGCAGCGCCGGACGAGACGGGGGCUACCAGAGCCCGCUGUUGCUGAGUGCCGGAGGACGUGACCAGUACGGCAACGCUCUGAUGCGCUCGGUCAAUGGAUCCUACUCCAGUCCUUACCCGGGGGCCUACGUUGGCCCUGCAGAGAUGCCGCCAUCUUGGACGGCAGGGCACUUUGAAAGCAGUGUCUUGCACAGCCUCCAGACGCGGCCGGGGACCUUGCCUGGGAGGAGACCCACAUUUGAGUUCUUGGAAGAAUUCCCAGGCGAUGGCAGAGAAUGCGUCAACUGCGGGGCAAUGUCCACCCCCCUCUGGAGGAAGGAUGGCACCGGGCAUUACCUGUGUAAUGCCUGUGGGCUGUAUCACAAAAUGAACGGCAUGAACCGGCCCCUCAUCAAACCGCAGAAAAGGCUGUCCUCCUCAAGACGCGCGGGACUCUGUUGCACGAACUGUCAUACUACUAAUACGACGCUCUGGAGACGAAAUGCAGAAGGAGAGCCCGUAUGCAACGCGUGUGGAUUAUACAUGAAACUCCAUGGGGUGCCGAGGCCCCUGGCUAUGAAGAAAGAAAGCAUCCAGACAAGGAAGAGGAAACCUAAAAAUAUUACCAAAGGCAAAUCUUCAACAGGGUCCACAACUUCAACCACCAAUUCCCCUUCUUCCGUCACAAACUCCGAAAGCACCGUCACUUUAAAAACGGAACCCACUGUGACAUCACAAUAUCCGGGACCAUCUCUAGUGUCCACUUCCCAGGGUCCAAGCCCGUCUGAAGACGCCCUGGUUGACGGUCAUCAGUUCAAGUAUGAACCAGAGGAUUAUGCCUUUUCUUCAGCCCCGGUGCCGCAGCAGUCAGGACUAAGCGUCUCUCUGCGCCAAGACUCAUGGUGUGCCAUGGCGCUGGCCUAACAAAAGGUCUUCCAUUUUGAAAGAAGCGUGCUUCAGAACAAGCUUUGAAUUUUCUGUUUAGGAUACCGGUGGAUGGCCAGCAAAUGGGAUCUCCUGCCUUUUGUCUUUUGAGUCUAUAAUCAACACAGUCCAAUUUUUUUAAAGACAAAUUUGUUUUUCUCUCCCUUGACGGAAGACACAUCACACAGAUAUCAACUGAGCACGGCACGACACCUUCUUCGUGACCCAACUGUCUUGGUACUUGAUUUGCUCCAAGUUUUAACUCACUGGUGGUAAACGGGAGGAAUGGGGACUUCUGUGGUUGGGAGGGAGGUUUCUCUCUUCCCCGUGAUGCAAUCGAAAGAAAUAAAGUUCAGAAUCUGUUUUAUUCGUGCUGAUUUCGCCCUCUCCCCCUUUCGCGGCUCCCCUAUGUGCAAUUUUAAUCCCCUUCCCAAUAAAGACUAUGAUAGAACGUGGCACCAAGUAACUUAAUUUUAUUAAAAUGUAAACGGGGUUGCCUUCCUGAUGCUUGUUGGUGACGGUUGGGUAAAAAGGAGAGGAAACCCCAAUUGUUGUUUUUAAAUUUUGUUGUUGUAUAUUAAAAAUCCUCCUAAUACUGUG
Sphaerodactylus townsendi is the source of this 2871-nucleotide messenger RNA. It is a transcript of the gene GATA5, whose product is annotated as GATA binding protein 5. Gene Ontology annotation, biological process: negative regulation of transcription by RNA polymerase II; positive regulation of transcription by RNA polymerase II; cell fate commitment. The transcript is spliced from 7 exons. Gene Ontology annotation, cellular component: nucleus. The record is from RefSeq and is a predicted model, not a curated record. NCBI's taxonomy places the organism in Eukaryota, Metazoa, Chordata, Lepidosauria, Squamata, Sphaerodactylidae. The coding region runs from base 1075 to 2271 and encodes 398 amino acids. Gene Ontology annotation, molecular function: DNA-binding transcription factor activity, RNA polymerase II-specific; RNA polymerase II cis-regulatory region sequence-specific DNA binding; zinc ion binding.